GUUUACAUAGAGGACAACAAUUCGGCAUGGAAGGGGAAAAACUGCGAAUCUCAUACAGAUCCACAUAUGAAGACUUUAGAUGGAAAAUAUUAUGAAUGCCAGUUGGAUGGAACUUUCAUAUUGUACAGAAACGAGAUAUUCCAACAAGAGGUACAAGAAAAACAUCAUAUGUGUCAUCCUGCCCGUUCCUACCCAAGAUGCACUUGUGCUGUUGCUGUGAGGUCAGGAAAAGACGUUUUCAUCGUGGAUAUAUGCGGCACCCAAACGGUCAUCAACUUUCCUUCUUGCGAGGAUAAAGUGUUAAAAGUCAUCAAAGCAACCGAUAAACACUACAAGGUCAUUUUCCCAACAGGAACAUUAGUUGAAAUUACGUUUGUCUCCUGGCCCAAUUGGAAUGAUUGGCAUUUAAAUAUCGACAUUUUCCCAUCGCCUUCUGAUGUUGGGAAUUCCAGUGGUCUUUGCGGAAUCCUUGAUAACGAUUAUAAAAAUGAUUUUACUUGGAACGAUGCUAAUAAAACGGAGGACAAUCCUGAUAACUUCAACUAUUGGAAUCCUCCCAACGGAUUUUCUAAAUCCUGGAAGGUUCAAAAUGAUGAAGUAGACCUCUUUGACACCAACGUAUAUGGCGGUUUGAAGUCCAUAACGACAGUCUUUGAUCGUACUUGUACCUGUAAAAAGAACGCCAACAAUCCACAUGACGGGGACAUUAUAUGUAGCUAUGGAAAUUACAAGAACUGCAAUUUUGCGGUGGGAAAAAGAUACUACUGUAUCUUAAAUCCAGAAGGCCAGUUAAGGAGAAAAAGAGACCUGCGUCAUUUGCAGUCGUUGACCGCCGGUGAUCCUCGAAAUAACGAAAUUCAUGCAAAAAGUCGAAUGAAGAGACAAACAAAUACUGAUGUUAUGUCUUAUGAAAAUGCGACGACCAUCUGCAAUGAAGCAUUUGAAGCCUCUGCAUCGUAUCUGAUGUGUCAGGAGCACGUCAGUGAUCUGGCCAACACCUCGCUGAUUAACUGUGUAUCUGAUCUUAUGAUGACUGGUGACGUAAACAUCACAAAGAUUCACAUAGAGGCAGCGCUGGAGCAAUGCUCGACAUUCGUCGUAUUAAACGCAACUUUCCAGGAAACGGAACCGGAAAUAACGUACAGAAUUGAAAGUCUCUGUGAAAACAACUGUAGCGGAAAUGGUGUAUGUAAUUCUGGUAACUGUACCUGUAAUAGUGGGUAUGCUGGGAGCGACUGUUCCUUUGACCUGUCUGGUCCCCCCUCUAUAACACACAUAUCUGACUUUGGAUUCUGUGACAAGUCUUCUGAAGCCUGCGAGGAAAUCACUCUGUAUGGAAAGUACUUCCUGGAAAAUAUGAACACCACGUGUUACAUUAGGAGGAAAAUGCUUGCAGAAGAUGGUGCAGUUUUGUCAGAAAUAAACUAUGAAUCCGGUCUUCAAGAAAGAACACUAUUUGAGGGGUACUGUCCCUUAGACUACAAUACAGAUGUCCACUGGGUCAGUGUAUUUAGAUUCAACGUAUCGAACGACGGUAGUAGAUAUACAGAGAACUAUAACGUCUACACCUACCAAUCUCUCUGUCAGGAACUAAAGAAUGAUACAGGGAACAUCACAUUUAUAUUUAAGGAUGGUUAUUGCUAUAUUAACAAUACCUGUGUGGCUGCUGGAGAUACAAAUAAGGACAAUCUCUGUGAUAUAUGUGACACAGAGAGCAAUAAAUACCAAUGGUCAUUCAACGCGGGACACUGUUUUAUUGAUGGGCAAUGUUACACAAAUGGAGCUAUAAACGGCACAAAUCCUUGCAGUGUGUGUAAUCCAUCUAUCAACAUAACAUCCUGGUCUCCUAAUCCAGGAUUCUGUUUCAUUGACAACAUAUGUUACUCUGAUGGGCAAGUCAAUCCAAGCAAAAGCUGUGAUAUCUGCCAGUCAAAUAUAUCAAGAACUGUCUGGACAUUCAAUGAAGGCUAUUGUUUCAUCGAUGGAUUAUGUGUCAAGAGCGGUGAUGCAGAUGCUAUAAUGGACUGUAAAAUAUGUAACUCCAGUAUCAGUACAACACAAUGGCAGUUAAAGAAAGAUUUUUGUCUUAUAAACGAUGGCUGUUUUGUGGAUGGAGGCACAAAUUCUUUAUACCCGUGUCAUCAUUGUAACGUAUCAUCCAAUCAACUCUCCUGGAGUAAAAACCAUGAAUACUGUGAAAUCGAUAACCAAUGUUUGGCUGAUGGACAGAAGAAUGUAACCAAUGACUGUUAUUACUGCAAUGCAUCCCUGGGACAAAGUACAUGGUCUUUAAGUCCAGGCUAUUGUUUCAUCGAUGGAUUAUGUGUCAAGAGCGGUGAUGCAGAUGCUAUAAUGGACUGUAAAAUAUGUAACUCCAGUAUCAGUACAACACAAUGGCAGUUAAAGAAAGAUUUUUGUCUUAUAAACGAUGGCUGUUUUGUGGAUGGAGGCACAAAUUCUUUAUACCCGUGUCAUCAUUGUAACGUAUCAUCCAAUCAACUCUCCUGGAGUAAAAACCAUGAAUACUGUGAAAUCGAUAACCAAUGUUUGGCUGAUGGACAGAAGAAUGUAACCAAUGACUGUUAUUACUGCAAUGCAUCCCUGGGACAAAGUACAUGGUCUUUAAGUCCAGGAUAUUGUUUCAUCGAUGGAUUAUGUGUCAAGAGCGGAGAUGCAGAUGCUAUAAUGGACUGUAAAAUAUGUAACUCCAGUAUAAGUACAUCUCAGUGGCAGUUAAAGAAAGAUUAUUGUCUUAUUAACGAUGGAUGUUUUGUGGAUGGAGGCACUAAUUCUUCAUACCCCUGUCAUCAUUGUAACGUAUCAUCCAAUCAACUCUCCUGGAGUAAAAACCCAGAAUACUGUGAAAUCGAUAACCAAUGUUUGGCUGAUGGACAGAAGAAUGUAACCAAUGACUGUUAUUACUGCAAUGCAUCCCUGGGACAAAGUACAUGGUCUUUAAGUCCAGGAUAUUGUUUCAUCGAUGGAUUAUGUGUCAAGAGCGGAGAUGCAGAUGCUAUAAUGGACUGUAAAAUAUGUAACUCCAGUAUAAGUACAACUCAGUGGCAGUUAAAGAAAG
This is a messenger RNA of Saccostrea cuccullata (small rock oyster), 3076 nucleotides long. RefSeq lists its product as uncharacterized. The annotation marks the transcript as partial. The record is from RefSeq and is a predicted model, not a curated record. The transcript is spliced from 22 exons. NCBI's taxonomy places the organism in Eukaryota, Metazoa, Mollusca, Bivalvia, Ostreida, Ostreidae.